Messenger RNA from Monodelphis domestica (gray short-tailed opossum), 4530 nucleotides. It is a transcript of the gene CLDN18, whose product is annotated as claudin 18. Gene Ontology annotation, cellular component: bicellular tight junction; membrane. The record is from RefSeq and is a predicted model, not a curated record. Gene Ontology annotation, molecular function: structural molecule activity. Lineage: Eukaryota; Metazoa; Chordata; Mammalia; Didelphimorphia; Didelphidae.
CCGCCCUCAAACAAGCCAAGCUAGCUUCACUCAGAAGGACAAGAGCCCACUCACUCUAGCUUUUGAAUAGAAGGGAAAAGAAUUCCUACCUACCAAGAGUGAGACUAGACUAUCUAAGGAAAACACUUUAAGCAAAUACCUACAGCAGAGGGAAACCAACUGAUUAGAGAGCUGCUCCCCUCCUGGGGUGGCUUGGUUAAGGAGACUCAUUUUUUUCAUCAGUUCCUCUGCACCCAUAGACGUUACCCAGUUACAUCUCCUGUGGUGAAGGGAAGAGGACGAGGAAAGAAAGACCAUGUCAACGACUCUUUGCCAAAUGAUGGGGUUCAUGCUGUCCACCCUGGGAUUUGCAGGGUGCAUUGCUGCCACAGGGUUAGACAUGUGGAGCACCCAGGACUUAUAUGACAACCCAGUCACAUCUGUGUUCCAGUAUGAAGGGCUUUGGAGGAGCUGUGUGAAGCAGAGCUCUGGGUUAACUGAGUGCCGACCAUAUUACACUAUUCUUGGUCUUCCAGCUAUGUUGCAAGCUGUGAGAGCCCUAAUGAUUGUAGGCAUUGUCCUGGGUGCCAUUGGUCUUCUAGUAUCCAUCUUUGCACUGAAAUGUAUUCGGAUUGGCAACAUGGAUGACUCUGCCAAGGCCAAAAUGACUCUGACCUCUGGAAUCAUGUUCAUUGUGUCAGGUGUUUGUGCUAUUGCUGGAGUGUCUGUUUUUGCAAAUAUGCUGGUCACUAACUUCUGGAUGUCCGCAGCUAACAUGUACUCAGGAAUGGGUGGGAUGGUACAGACAGUUCAGACCAGGUACACCUUUGGUUCUGCUCUCUUUGUUGGUUGGGUUGCUGGAGGCCUUGAUGUGAUUGGAGGCAUUAUCAUGUGCAUUGCUUGCCGUGGAUUGGCCCCAGAGGAAACCCAUUACAAGACUGUGUCCUAUAAUGCCUCAGGUCACAAUGUUGCUUACAGAACAGGAGGCUACAAAACUAGCACUAUCUAUGAUUCCAAAAUGAAAAACAAAAAUGAGGAUGAGGCACAAUCACAUCCUUCCAAAUAUGACUAUGUCUAAGGAUCCAUUAUACAGUGUGUGGAAGAAGAAAAAUCACAUCGCAUGGAUACUAAGGAAAUUAUACACAGGCUUCCUUAUUUCUUUUGGCUGAAUUUAGUUGGUUGAAUAUUAGGAAGUUAUUAAUUUCAUCUACUGGUUGACAUGCAAUAUAACCUAGAAUAGGAUAUUACAUGGUUCUCUAUUCCAUUACAGUAUGCUUUGUAUAAAUGUUAUUAAGAAUAUUGGCAACAGUUAUUGUUUUUGUAUUGUUUCUUUUUUAAUAGGAGGGUUUUUUUUCUAUUAUUCAGUUAGGAGAUGAGAUUUAGAUCCUUUCCAAAACAUUUGGUGUAUCAGUAUGCUUCUCCCACUAAGUCAGUGACUAAUACCUCACUUUUAAGCAAAAGGAAUAGUUUUUACCAAUCAAAAAACUGUAUUUCCUGCUACUUUCUCUCCAUUCAAAAGCCUUUAGUGUUUGGCUAUGACUAAACAAAAAUAAAGAGUUUAGUGAGAAGGGCAAGGAAUUUUAACUCGUUUCUACUCUUUCUUCAACUAAAUCUUCUUGCACUGAAGUUUUCAGUCAUUUUUUUGCUUCAUAAGGAUAUAUUUUGCUAAAUCAAAAUGAUUUCACAAUUUGGGAAACUUUGAUUACCUAUUCUGCUAGCUUUUCUAUUCUAGCACUUCAACUCAGCUAGGAAAAUCUCUAGGAAUUUCACAGAGGAGCUCUGCUAGCUCCAUUUUCUAGGAGAACAUGAAAAUAUGGAGUUUGGGAUUGUGCUCUCAGGGGAUAAAGGUGAGGAAUCCCAUGAGUUGAUUUUUUUUCCCAUGUAAGCCCUAGGCAGUUAGCCUAAGUAUGGAAUUAUAAAAAUAAUGUAUCUUUUUAAGACAGACUAGCCACCAUACAAUUAAAAGGAGGACAUAUAAUAAAAUAUUUGGGUUCAUUAUGUUAGUUUUGUGUUUUAUGAAAUCUCAUUUGUUUUUUAAUCCAGUAAACUCACAGAUUCUCAUAGCGUCUCACCCUUCAAUCUCGCCUACUUAUAUUGUGCUUACUUCACAGAGAUUAUUUAAUAUGACACUAUGUCAAUUUAAAAUAAGAAAGGCAUCAUAGUACCAGGUACAAAAGGAAACUUCCUGAGUGUUUUGGUCAUUGGCUAUAAUGUUUCCUGUCUAUAUUUGAAAAACAGCUGUUCUCCAAAUUGUUUGCCUGAACUUAACCUUUAUGUUACUAUAGACACAACCAGAUUGUAUCAAAUCAAAUCCAAAGCACUUUCAGGCAUCAUGCUCAGCUUUGUUAUUUAGAGUUUGUUUUUGUGUCAUUGACUAUUCAUUAAAAUCCAACAAAUGUGUUUUGUGUAGCUAGACCCUGAAGUUCAUCAUAUUGAUUCAUAUUCUCUUUCCACCCUAUUGCACUGACAGCAAGGAAAUUGUGCUCAACCUUCCAGAUUUCUUUUUACUGGAACUAGAUGUUUGCAAACAUUGUUGGAUGGCAAUUUGCCUGAAAAUGUCCUAGGGGUUCUGGCUCACUAUCAAUUAGCAAUGUAAUAUUGCAAUCAAAAAAUUCAAUGUAAUCUUGGGCUAUAUACAGUGAGAGUCAUAGCUCCCCAGAAUAAGGAAGUGAUAAUUCCUAUCCUAGUUAGCCUAGUUAGGCUCCGUUUGUAGAAUCUGGACUAAAUUUUGGAUUCUACUAUUUAAGAACAUUGGUAAGCUUGAGAAUAUCUAAAAGAUGGCAACCACUUUGCUGAAGGACAUGGAGACCAUGUUAUAUAAGAAGCAGAUGAAACAACUGGACUCAGGAACAAGUAUAUGAAAGACUAUAUUUAAUAGCAGGAUUUAAAUUUUUCUGCAUGGUUUCAGAUAGCAGAAUCAGUAGAAAUGAGGGAUAGUUAUAAAAGGGCAAAUGUAAAUUGGAUAACAGGAAGAAGUUUCUAAUUAGAGCUCUUCAAAAGUGGAAUGGUCAAACCUUAGAAAUGGUGGAUUCCCUCCUCACUGGAGACAUCCAAGAGUAGUGAAUGGGUGACCGUUUGUGCUAUAAUGGGGAUUCCUUUCUAGGAAUAGGCGAGUCUAAAUGGUGAGUGUGAUUCCUCCAAACUCCAAUUCUCUGGUUCUGGAAUUGAUUGUAAGGGAGUAAGAUAGGCACUCCGAAAAACUAUAGCCUUCCUUUCCAUCUCUGAGAACAUUUUUCCAGGGCAGGGAAGCAACCAUGAAUUCACUAGGACUACAUGAGAACUGAAAAUGAAUGCAAUUUCCUGGAGUACCUUAUCAAGGUGUGACUUAGUCACUCAGGAAACUGGAUGAUAACAUUGUAAUUAAGUCAAAGGAAUACUCACAGCAUUAAUUCAUUUGUGAUCAAUUUCCAUGAGCACAGACUAUAUUCAAAAAUCAUUUCUAUAACACCUAUUAUGUGUAGAUACCAGUCCUAGGUGCUAGAUAUACAAAAGCAAAAUUUAAUAGUCUCUGUUCUCCAGAAGCUCAUUUUCUAGUUAGGGUAUAUAUUACAACUCUUUUUUAUCUAAUCUAAUUGAACAUUUAUCAAGUGCCUCCUUACAAGCAAGACAUGUGCUAUGCACUGAGGAUAUUCAAAAGCAAAAUAAAAAAUAGUUCUUGCUCCGAAGAAGGUUACGUUCUACUUGGGAUAUAUAUAUAGUAGGGUUCUUUCCAAUUCAGUUCAAAGGUAUUUAUUGUACAUACAAUGUAUGAGGCACUAUACUACAUAUUGGAAGUACUUUAUUUGGAAAACAAAAGCAAAAUAAAAUAUUUUCCACAGCAAAGUCAUGAGGGUUAUGAAUUGGAUUUAUGUUCCAAAGACCAGAUUAUUAAAACAACAGGGUCUUCCUAGAAGUUUAAAAGGAGUGAUUUGGGUUUUUUUUACUGACUACUUUACACGACAAGUAGUGUUACCUGAAAGAUGUCCUGGGAUGAAAAUAUAAGUCAAUUUAAGAAACAUUUGAAUGAAAUUCAAGGAUGAAAGGCGCAAAGUAGAUUUUUAAGGAUAUAUGUAGUGAUAUUUUAGACACAUGUCUCAACUUAUGAGGUAGAUAUCAUGCUUUUUAUUAAAACAUACCUUAGUGCUUUUGUCAGAUGCAUAAACAUGGCUUUUGGGUUGAGUUGAUUUGGUUUUGGUUUGGCUUUUUGGUGUGUUACUUUGCUCUCCAAAAUUUCAUUUUAAAUACUACAUUUAGUAUGAUUUUACUCUAUAAUUUCUCCUGUAAACUACUGGGGUUUUAUAUGCAUCAAAUAUACUCCAUAUGUUUUGUUACUGAAAUAUUAAAGGUACUAUUCCCUUAAAAUUUAAUUACUUUUGUUUUCUCAUGACUUGAAAAGUAGAUUCCUUUCACCUUACUAAUGAAUUUAUCCAACCUUGUUGUAUGUGUUGUAUAGUCUGUGCUUUCUGAAUCAUUAAAUUUCUUGUUUCUAAACUGGAGCAAUGGCAAACAUUUGCCCUUUUACUGGUAAAUGCAGUCCUCAAAAUGGUUAUGCCUAAAACGAUCUUCUUUAUG